GGAAGCCUGGGCCGCACAGGAAGAGCCAGGGACUUCCCACCGCCGCCUGGUCUUCCUGCCCCCCAUCACUGCGCCCACCCGCCAGGUGGCUUGUCCUCAUGGCGCCCCUGAGCGAGGAGACCCCCCUCAUCUCCCAGCGCUCCUGCAGCCUAUCUUCCUCAGAGGCCGGGGCCUUGGACGUGCUGCUCCCAGCUCUGGGCCCUGGGCCUCCUCAGCGCCUCUCCUUCUCCUUUGGGGAGCUAUCUGCAGAGGAGUUGUGUGUGCAGGCUGCCAAGGCCAGCGGCAUCCUGCCCGUGUAUCACCCACUCUUUGCUCUGGCCACUGAGGACCUCUCCUACUGGUUCCCCCCAAGCCACAUCUUCUCCGUGGAGGACGCGGGGACCCAAGUCUUGGUCUACAGGCUGCGCUUCCAUUUCCCCAACUGGUUCGGGCUGGAGAAAUGCCACCGGUUUGGGCUGCGCAAGGACCUGGCUGGCGCCGUCUUCGACUUGCGGGUCCUGGAACACCUCUUCGCCCAGCACCGCGGGGACCUGGUGGCCGGGCGCCUGGCCGUCGGCCUGGGCCUCCGGGACCAGGGGGAGUGCCUCAGCCUGGCGGUGCUGGACCUGGCCCGGCUGUGCCGCGAGCGGGCGCAGCGGCCCCGGGAGCUGCUGAGGACGGUGAGCUACAAGGCCUGCCUGCCGCCCGGCCUGCGCGGCCUCAUCCAGGGCCUCAGCUUCGUCACCCGCAAGCGCAUCCGCAGGACCGUGCGCCGCGCGCUGCGCCGCGUGGCCGCCAGCCAGGCCGACCGGCACUCGCUCCUGGCCAAGUACGUCAUGGACCUGGAGCGGCUGGACCCGGCCCGGCACGCCGAGACCUUCCGCGUGGGGCUCCCGGGGCCCGCGGGGGACCAGGGCGCGCCGGGGCUGCUGCGCGUGGCCGGCGGCAGCGGCAUCGCCUGGAGCGCGGGAGAGGCUGAGGACUUCCAGCCCUUCUGUGACUUUCCCGAGGUGGUGGACAUCAGCGUGAAGCAGGCGCCCGGGGCGGGAGAGCACCGCCUGGUGACCCUCACCAGGACGGACAAGCAGAUGCUGGAGGCCGAGUUCCCGGGGCUGCCCGAGGCGCUGUCCUUCGUGGCCCUGGUGGACGGCUACUUCCGCCUCACCUGCGACCCGCACCACUUCUUCUGCAAGGAGGCGGCGCCGCCGCGGCUGCUGGAGGAGGCGGCGUGGGGCUGCUGCGGGCCCAUCACGCUGGACUUCGCCAUCCACAAACUCAAGGCCGCGGGGGCCCUGCCCGGCUCCUUCGUCCUCCGCCGCAGCCCCCAGGACUUCCACAGCGUGCUGCUCACGGUCUGCGUGCAGACUCCGCUGGGCCCCGCGUUCAAGGGCUGCCUGAUCCGGCGGGACCGCUCCGGCGCCUUCUCCCUUGUCGGCCUGGGGCGGCCUCACAAGAACCUUCCAGACUUGGUGGCAGCGUGCAGGGACGGGGGGCUGCGGAUAGACGGGGUCGCGCUGCGCCUCACCGCGUGCUGCACUCCUAGACCCAAAGAGAAGUCCAACCUGGUGGUGGUGCGGGGCGGGUACGGCCUGGCCCCGCCGGCCUGCGCCGCACCCCGCGGCCCCCGCAAGCCGGGCCCCAUGACCUUCCACACCAUCCCGGCCCACAGCCUGCAGCGGCACGAGAACCUGGGCCACGGGUCCUUCACCAAGAUCUACCGGGGCCUCCGCCACGAGGCCGUGGACGGGGAGGCCCGCGAGACCGAGGUGCUGCUGAAGGUGAUGGACGCCACGCACAAGCACUGCAUGGAGUCCUUCCUGGAAGCUGCCAGCCUGAUGAGCCAGGUCUCCUACCCGCAUCUGGUGCUGCUGCACGGCGUGUGCAUGGCUGGCGACAGCACCAUGGUACAGGAAUUUGUCCCCCUGGGAGCCGUGGACACGUACCUGCUCAAGCGUGGCCAGCAGGUGCCGGCCAGCUGGAAGCUGCAGGUCAUCAAACAGCUGGCCUACGCCCUCAGCUACCUGGAGGACAAAGAGCUGCCCCACGGCAACGUGUCCGCGCGGAAGGUGCUGCUGGCUCGGGAAGGGGCGGACGGGAGCCCCCCUUUCAUCAAGCUGAGCGACCCCGGGGUCAGCCCCACAGUGCUCAGCCUGGAAAUGCUCACCGACAGGAUCCCCUGGGUGGCCCCCGAGUGCCUGCAGUGCCCCCGGGAGCCGCAGGCCCUGGGCCUGGAAGCCGACAAGUGGGGCUUCGGCGCCACGGCCUGGGAGGUGUUCAGUGGCGCCCCGAUGCCCGUCAGCGCGCUGGAGCCCGCCGAGAAACUCAGGUUCUACGAGCAGCGGCAGCAGCUGCCGCCGCCCAAGUGGACAGAGCUGGCCUCGCUGAUCCAGGAAUGCAUGGCCUACGAGCCGGGCCGGCGGCCCUCCUUCCGGGCUGUCAUCCGGGACCUAAACAGCCUUACCACGUCAGACUACGAGCUGCUCGCAGACCCCACAGCCGGCGGCCUGGAGCCUCGAGAUGGGCUGUGGAGCAGCGCCCGGCUCUACGCCUGCCAGGACCCCACGAUCUUCGAGGAGAGACACCUCAAAUACAUCUCACAGCUGGGCAAGGGCAACUUCGGCAGCGUGGAGCUGUGCCGCUACGACCCGCUGGGAGACAACACCGGCGCCCUGGUGGCUGUGAAGCAGCUGCAGCACAGCGGCCCGGACCAGCAGAGGGACUUCCAGCGCGAGAUCCAGAUUCUUAAAGCCAUGCACAGCGACUACAUCGUCAAGUACCGCGGCGUCAGCUAUGGCCCAGGCCGCCAGAGCCUGCGUCUGGUCAUGGAGUACCUGCCCAGCGGCUGCCUGCGCGACUUCCUGCGCCGCCACCGCGCCCGCCUCGACGCGGGGCGCCUCCUGCUCUAUGCCUCGCAGAUCUGCAAGGGCAUGGAGUACCUGGGCUCCCGCCGCUGCGUACACCGCGACCUGGCUGCGCGCAACAUCCUGGUGGAGAGCGAGGCGCACGUGAAGAUCGCCGACUUCGGCCUCGCCAAGCUACUGCCGCUCGACAAAGACUACUACGUGGUCCGCGAGCCCGGCCAGAGCCCCAUCUUCUGGUACGCGCCCGAGUCCCUGGCGGACAGCAUCUUCUCACGCCAGUCCGACGUCUGGAGCUUCGGGGUCCUGCUGUACGAGCUGUUCACCUACGGCGACAAGAGCUGCAGCCCCUCGGCUGAGUUCCUGCGCAUGAUGGGGUGCGAGGGCGACGCCCCGGCGCUCUGCCGCCUGCUGGACCUGCUGUCCGAGGGCCGCAGGCUGCCCGCGCCCCCUGCCUGCCCUUCCCAGGUCCACGAGCUCAUGCGGCUGUGCUGGGCGCGCGCCCCGCAGGAGCGGCCAAGCUUCGGCGCCCUGCGCCCGCGGCUGGACGCGCUGUGGAGCGGGGCCCCGGGGUGAGGA
This is a messenger RNA of Dipodomys spectabilis (banner-tailed kangaroo rat), 3416 nucleotides long. RefSeq names its product Janus kinase 3 (gene Jak3). Gene Ontology annotation, cellular component: cytosol; membrane; cytoskeleton. The coding region runs from base 99 to 3413 and encodes 1104 amino acids. Lineage: Eukaryota; Metazoa; Chordata; Mammalia; Rodentia; Heteromyidae. Gene Ontology annotation, biological process: hemopoiesis; peptidyl-tyrosine phosphorylation; cytokine-mediated signaling pathway. The transcript is spliced from 24 exons. Gene Ontology annotation, molecular function: non-membrane spanning protein tyrosine kinase activity; cytokine receptor binding; ATP binding. The record is from RefSeq and is a predicted model, not a curated record.